AAAUUUCCAAAAUAAUAUCCCAGAAUCAUGACAAAUGAUCAGCAAUAUCAGGAACCGGAAGCCGAAGUGGAAAAUGUCCGAGUUGUGGUACGUGCAAGACCCAUGGACAAAAAUGAAUUGACUGCGGGGGCAUUGGGUGUAAUCAAAGUGGAUAAACUGAAGAGGGCUAUAACAGUGGUUAAACCAAACGCCACUGUCAAUGAACCACCCAAGACGUAUUAUUUCGACAAUGUUUUCGAUGGUGAUAGCAGUCAACUGGAUCUGUAUGUAGACACUGCUAGACCCAUUGUGGAGAAAGUCUUGGAAGGCUACAAUGGAACCAUUUUGGCGUAUGGUCAAACGGGUACGGGUAAAACCUACACCAUGUCCGGCAAUCCGGAGAGUCCCCAAACUAAGGGUAUAAUACCAAAUGCCUUUGCCCACAUUUUCGGCCAUAUUGCCAAGGCUAAAGAGAAUCAGAAAUUUUUGGUAAGGGUCAGCUAUAUGGAAAUUUACAAUGAAGAAGUUCGUGAUUUGUUGGGAAAGGAUGUAACCAAAAGUUUGGAAGUUAAAGAAAGGCCUGACAUUGGUGUAUUCGUAAAAGAUCUCAGUGGCUAUGUGGUCCACAACGCUGACGAUUUGGAGAACAUUAUGAAAUUGGGUAAUAAGAAUCGUGUGGUGGGCGCCACUAAAAUGAAUCAAGAGUCGUCGCGUUCACAUGCCAUAUUCUCCAUCACUAUUGAGCGCAGCGAAUUGGGAGAAGGUGGCCAACAACAUGUCCGAAUGGGUAAAUUGCAAUUGGUGGAUUUGGCCGGUUCGGAAAGGCAGAGCAAAACCCAGGCCAGUGGCCAACGUUUGAAGGAGGCUACAAAAAUCAACUUAUCCCUUUCCGUGUUGGGUAACGUCAUCAGUGCUUUGGUGGAUGGCAAAAGCUCUCACAUUCCAUAUAGAAACUCAAAAUUGACCCGUUUGUUGCAAGAUUCCUUAGGUGGCAAUUCAAAGACCGUCAUGUGUGCCACAAUCUCGCCAGCAGACACUAAUUACAUGGAAACCAUUUCCACACUGCGUUACGCCAGUCGCACCAAAAACAUCACAAAUCGUAUGCACGUUAACGAGGAACCCAAGGAUGCCUUGCUCCGGCACUUCCAGGAAGAAAUCGAACGUCUACGCAAACAACUGGAGGAGGGCUACGAAGAGGAGCAGCCAGAGGAAGAGGUUGAGGAGGUGGAAGAAGAUGAAGACGACGAAGAAAUUGAGGCCGAGGUUCUGGCAGAAGAUCAAAACCAAAUAACCGAAAAAGCCUUGGAGAAGCAACGUUUGCGAGAAUUGAAGCAAGCCAAGAAGGAGGCUCUCGAGAAACGUAAACGGGAACAUCAAAUGGAAAUAUCGAAAACCAAAUCAGAACAAGAACAGUUACGCAAUAAACUUAUGUCAUUGGAAGGCAAGAUUUUGGUGGGCGGUGAAAAUCUCUUGGAAAAGGCUCAGACCCAGGAGAAGUUAUUGGAGCAGUCAUUGAAAGAGUUGGAGGAACGGGAGAAGGCGGAACAAAUGUUGCGUGAGACUUUGCAACAAAAAGAAACCGAACGUAUCGACAUCGAAGAACGCUACUCAUCGCUGCAAGAAGCCAACACGGGUAUAACCAAGAAGAUACAUCGGGUAAUGCAAAUGUUGAUGGGUGUCAAGUCGGAAUUGGCUGAUCAACAGCAGGAACAUCAGCGAGAAAAGGAAGCGAUUUAUGAAAACAUACGCUCCCUUUCACGUGAAUUGGCCCUCUGUGAGCUGGUCUUGAACUCAUACAUACCCAAAGAGUAUCAGACAAUGAUUAACGAAUACACCCAUUGGAACGAAGACAUUGGAGAGUGGCAAUUAAAAUGUGUUGCCUACACUGGUAACAAUAUGCGCAAACACAUCACCGACUCGAAGGCCUCGACCAAAGAUAACAACGAUUUUGUGGAUUUGUCACAUGUCUAUCUUAGCUACAAUUCCGAUUCGGUAACACAACCUGUUCGUGCCAAGUCAUCGAUAGCACGUCCACGUACAUCAGGUGUUCCCCGACCAACAACAGCACGACGAUAUUGAGCAGAUCUUUAUAUUCCCCCAGUGGGAUAUCAUCCAUACGAUCCGUAUACAUCGCAGCUAUCCCCAGAAUUUUUUGCAUCAUUGCUACGGUCCCAGUGCUGGUUUAUUAUUGCAUUAUUUUUCACUUACUAUUGCUUUCACCUAAUGGUCUCAUCGGCAAAAUCA
Musca vetustissima is the source of this 2223-nucleotide messenger RNA. RefSeq names its product kinesin-like protein KIF3A. The record is from RefSeq and is a predicted model, not a curated record. Lineage: Eukaryota; Metazoa; Arthropoda; Insecta; Diptera; Muscidae. The transcript has a single exon. Gene Ontology annotation, biological process: microtubule-based movement. Bases 28 to 2058 code for a protein of 676 amino acids. Gene Ontology annotation, molecular function: microtubule binding; microtubule motor activity; ATP binding.